Seminavis robusta is the source of this 1023-nucleotide messenger RNA. The record is from the annotation of a GenBank genome assembly. Lineage: Eukaryota; Bacillariophyta; Bacillariophyceae; Naviculales; Naviculaceae.
AUGAAUGGCAGCAAACACCCUACAAACCUACCGGGACACGAAGAAGAAGAGAGAGAAGCGAGUACAGGGACCAAGCUGUCUCCUGUAUGCCUGGAUGAAGAUAUGAAAGAGCAAUCCACCCCAACUGAAGAGCUUCGCAACGAGUCUUUUCCCAAGUCCUUCUCUCUCACGGAGUCAAAGCUUGGCAUGCUACCACACUCCUCCUCGGCAACUAGCUCUGCAAAGAAUGGGAGUGAUGCCGCUGAGUUAGCAAACAGCAAUCCACAAUCAUCCAACGAGGCUGAAAGGACCGUCCUUCUAAAAAAACUCAUGGAAAAAUCGGCCGCCAUCAACAGCACAGUUGCUGACAGGACCAUUUCAAGGCAUGGAAGGUCCAACCAGAGAUGGAUUAUUGAAUCCGAUUCAUCCGAAGUUGUACGGCUCGUUACUGGCUGUGUUCCGAUUCUCAAGGGAGGAAAAAUCAUGCUGGUCAGUGCCAGCAAAAAGAAGGAAUGGAUAUUACCCAAGGGUGGAUGGGAAAAGGACGAGGAGUUGGAGGAGUCAGCUAUUCGUGAAACAUUCGAAGAAGCAGGAGUUAUGGGUGUACUGGGACCGAAGCUUGCAGAGAUUAAGUAUGAAACUAGAAAAUCAAAGAAGCGGCGGUUGGAAAGCUCGUCCGCGAGUGAGGAUGAACAAGUCAAUCGAGUGUCAGAUCAUGGUGAUAAGGGAGACGCAAGUGUCCAGACACAAAAAUCUGCGGAGCUCUCUCUGGACAAGCGAAACGACGCUGUUGAUGCAGGAAAGGAUAAGAGCAAAGACACGGGGCCAGGCAGUACUGGGCCCAGGGAAGCACCCAAAAUCUACAGUCACGUCUGUGCAAAACUAUUCCCUCUUUACAUAAAAGAGGUGAUGUCCACUUGGCCAGAAAAAGGACGAUUGCGAAAAGCAGUUGAUUUGGAUCAGGCUAUUGAGCUGUUGGUUGAAAGGCCAGAGAUGCAAUCAGCGCUUCUCGAAGUUAGAGCAAGAAGACUGCACCUCGUGUGA